AUGACGCACGAAUUACAAGAAUCACUUCUUUACGAUUGGAAUUAUAACCUGUUUUUUGUCAAAACUAUGUUACCAAAUCUUAGAAAUAUACAAGACAGACAAACCGUUGUGAGAUGGUUUAGAUUUUUAAAAAAUUGUACAAAGUCAAUCGAUGAAAUGAAAUUACGAAACAAAUUUAUGUACUUUCUCGUUCUGAACGUUCAAGAUGGUGAAUUGAAAACACCUUUUAACAAGCCACCACCCAAUCAACCGUUAUUAACAAUGACGAAUUUGCUGUCUGUAGAUGCUGACGAUAAGAUGCAAAAAGUUGGUAAAAUUACAAAACUCAAAAAUAUGAUCGGUCAAGGAAGAAGAUCAGAAUUGUUACGCCGUUCACCGGACGGUGGGGAUUUUCUUCUAUCUCAGCCAAUACCUGAUGUAGGUGCUUUUUGUUACAUAGCCGUUUUAUCAAAAAAGAAAUGA
Polistes dominula (European paper wasp) is the source of this 462-nucleotide messenger RNA. RefSeq lists its product as uncharacterized. NCBI's taxonomy places the organism in Eukaryota, Metazoa, Arthropoda, Insecta, Hymenoptera, Vespidae. The record is from RefSeq and is a predicted model, not a curated record.